Molecule: messenger RNA, 1639 nt
Organism: Mauremys mutica (yellowpond turtle)
Lineage: Eukaryota; Metazoa; Chordata; Testudines; Geoemydidae
Gene: TRAPPC3L
Product: trafficking protein particle complex subunit 3L
Exons: 6
Coding region: 300-893 (197 amino acids)
Biological process (GO): intra-Golgi vesicle-mediated transport; endoplasmic reticulum to Golgi vesicle-mediated transport
Cellular component (GO): cytosol; TRAPP complex; cis-Golgi network membrane
Source: RefSeq, a predicted model, not a curated record
UUUGGAUUACAAUUCAUUCUUAGGCAUGGAGCAGCUAUUUAGGUGGUUGUACUCGGAAGCAGAUCUGUCGCCAAUCAAAUUUCUCCUAAAAGGUUUAAUGCUUGUAGUAAAUAGGAGGAGCAUCAGCAACAGCACAGAGUGCAGCAAACAGAUCUAAUGCAAAGACAGAACAGAACAGAAGAGAGGAGAAAACUUUUGGAAGGGUGAAGAAAGAAUUACAGUUACUAUAGGGGAAAAUGCUUCUUAAAGGAAAAAAGAUAUAAACCAAUGAUCAUACAGUUCAUCAUUAUUCAAGCAACAUGUCACGGCCAACGAACAGAAGACAAGAUAAUCACAAAAUAGACUGGCAUUUACCAAGCAUCUCAUCCUCUGCAUCAGCACAUCACAUGAGCAGAGAACUCUUUGUGCUCACCUAUGGGGCUUUGGUAGCCCAGCUGUGUAAGGACUAUGAAAAGGAUGAAGAUGUGAACAAGUAUCUAGACAGAAUGGGGUAUGACAUUGGUAUAAGGCUGGUUGAAGACUUUUUGGCUCGCUCUGCUGUGAGGAAGUGCCGUAGCUAUUCUGAAACUGUAGACGUGAUUGCACAGGUUGCUUUCAAGAUGUACCUUGGGGUUACCCCUAGUGUGAGCUGCAGUAACACAACAGAAAAUGAAUUCUUCUUAAUGCUGGACAAGAACCCUUUAGUGGACUUUGUGGAGGAGCUCCCAGCAGGACGAUGUUCACUUUGCUACUGUAACCUCCUGUGUGGUGUUAUUAGAGGAGCCCUGGAAAUGGUUCACUUAGCAGCAGAAGUUACCUUCGUUCAAGACAGACUGAAGGGUGACGAUGUGACGGAAAUAGGAAUUAUAUUUUUAAAGAAGCUCGAAGACAAAAAGCACAAAAGAAAGAAGUGAAGCUGAUAGAAGGAAUCCUCUCUAACUUACAAUUUGCCCAUUUUUACCUAUUUAGGAAGAAAAUCCACACGGUGGCAAUGGCUUCAUUGAUUCAGGUAUAGUUACAUCUUAGAGUGGUAAAGACAGUCAGAGCAUAUACUCAAAAUGUACUGUCACCACCUCACAGAAUUCAACAUACAUUCUUAAAAGGGACCAGUCCUUUACUCCUUUCACAAGGAAAAUCCCAUUGAUUUCAUCAGAAGUUUUGCCUGAGUAACAAGUGUGUGACUGGGCCCCAAAUCUCCAUCCUAAUUCCUGGUUUUUUUCGUUAGAAAUGUGAUUGUAUUUUCCAGUUUGCUCAUUAGUGAUGCUUCAAAGAUAUAAAGAACUGUGCUUGUACUGAUAUGCUUUUCAUUCUAGCCCUUAUGUUUGUGAACAAGAAAUUGUUUUGCUAUAAAUUGUGCAGUUUCUCAUUCCAAUGCAUCUUCCUUUGUUUCACUUCUGACUAUGGUUUUCCCUUCAUUUUACCCAAUCUGCUCCUACUGAAAUCAAACAGAGAUGUGAUUCCACUGGGAUCAGGUUUUCUGUAGGUAAACAUGACAACAUGCAGUUUUGUUCAAGUGCAUAUUGCAGACCUAGAGAAUUUUUCUAAAUAAUGGAAUAUGGAUGCUGUUUGAGACUAAGCACCUUGUGCAGCUUUAACUUGCGUGUUCUUCUUGAGACUAUAUAGAUUGUUAGCAAACUGAAAAAGCAUGAUGUAUUAUAAU